Colletotrichum graminicola M1.001 is the source of this 915-nucleotide messenger RNA. RefSeq lists its product as uncharacterized. Bases 1 to 915 code for a protein of 304 amino acids. The record is from RefSeq and is a predicted model, not a curated record. The transcript has 2 exons. Lineage: Eukaryota; Fungi; Ascomycota; Sordariomycetes; Glomerellales; Glomerellaceae.
AUGGAACGCCCCCACCGUCCUCCACCGCUCACGAUCCCCCCGCCAGUCCAAUCCCGAACCCGAAUCCGACGACCUCGACGACCUCGCCGUCCCAACGCCCGACAGGCGCGUCAGUUCAAGCUAUGGCUCCUCCGCGCCCAGAUCGCGAAUGACGUUGCCCACGUCGUCGGCGCCUCAAUACUGCUAUGGAUCAUGUCCUGGUUUCUCUACAAUGUGCCGCUCCCCAUUGCAAAUCGCACCGGCCCCGCCGCCGUCUCCCUCCUCGUGGUCCUCUCCAUCGACGUCCUGCUCGACGCCCGCUCCAUCGUCCACGCCCACGACGCCUGGCCCGGCUGGGCCCUGAUUCUCCGCCUCGUCGUCGGUGCCUCGGCCAUCAUCGUCUUCUGGGUCUACAUCGCCCUCGGCGAAGUCUUCGCCCCCGGCUUCACCUACUGGGGCAUGACCGACAUGCACGGGCGCGUGCUGGCCUACAUGUUCCUCUGGGGCAUCGGCCUCUGGGACCUGCUCUUCGUCGUGUUGUGCCGGCACUGGCUCGGGAAGGAGGUCAAGCGCUACGGGGGCCGGGCGCGACGGGCGAUCCGCGACAACCGCGAGGAGACCAUGUCGCCCGGCGUGAGCGCCCACCGGCUGGUCAGCCCGACGGCGGAAGAGCCGCCGAACCGCAUCGUCGCCAUCACGGACGUCGAGGCCGCGAGGCCCGUCAACGAGGACGCGGGCAGCGGCGGCGGGAGGGUGAGCCUGCCCCCGCGGAUGGGCACGAGGCGGGUCAAGAGCAGCAUAAGUGUGAGCGUGAACUCUGUCGUCACGAGCGGGACGGAAACGGGCAUGGGGACGGUGACGGGGGCCCGGACCGGGACCGGGACCGUCAUGAGGAGUGCGUCGCCGCCCCCGCGCGUCUUCAUAAGGCCAGCAUGA